Pygocentrus nattereri (red-bellied piranha) is the source of this 4361-nucleotide messenger RNA. RefSeq names its product ras-related GTP binding D (gene rragd). Gene Ontology annotation, molecular function: GTPase activity; GTP binding. Gene Ontology annotation, biological process: regulation of autophagy; cellular response to starvation; cellular response to amino acid stimulus. Gene Ontology annotation, cellular component: nucleus; lysosome; Gtr1-Gtr2 GTPase complex. Bases 257 to 1441 code for a protein of 394 amino acids. NCBI's taxonomy places the organism in Eukaryota, Metazoa, Chordata, Actinopteri, Characiformes, Serrasalmidae. The record is from RefSeq and is a predicted model, not a curated record. The transcript is spliced from 7 exons.
GGAGGACAAGCUGCAGUAUUUCAGAGAGGCGGCGUCCUCCAACAAAGCACAGCGCAAAGUAUGUGCGGGUGAAAAACGUCUCUGUCCGCAGCUCAGGCUUCAUGAAUAGCGGCAGUGUGGCGAGAUCCGCCCGCUGUGGGGCCGCAGUGGACGGAGAGGGAGGGAGGUGAGAGUUCAGCAUGGCUUGGCCAUAUCAGGUGACCAUGUGGAGGAGUUGUAGGAGCUGCUGCAGCUCAGACUUCACCAACUCCGGAGAAUGACGAACCAGGGAGCCGCAUACGGCGAAGACGAAGGCGAGGAUGAAGCCCUGGCGUUCGGAUAUUACGACGAAGAUGAUUUCGAUGCCUUCACGGACGCGGACGGAGACUGUGACUGCGAGCAGGGAGUUCUGGGCUUCAGAGACCCUUUCAGCAGCGAGGUGAAGCCUCGUAUCUUGCUAAUGGGUUUACGGCGCAGCGGCAAGUCCUCCAUCCAGAAAGUGGUGUUCCACAAGAUGUCCCCCAACGAGACGCUUUUCCUGGAGAGCACCAAUAAGAUCUGCAGAGAGGACGUCUCCAACAGCUCCUUCGUCAGCUUCCAAAUCUGGGACUUUCCCGGCCAGAUUGACUUCUUCGACCCCACUUUUGAUUAUGAGAUGAUAUUCCGGGGGACGGGAGCGCUCAUCUUCGUCAUUGACUCGCAGGAUGAUUACGUGGAAGCGCUGAGCAGGCUUCACCUCACCGUGACUCGAGCCUACAAAGUGAACCCAGACAUCAACUUCGAGGUCUUUAUCCAUAAAGUGGACGGCUUGUCUGAUGACCACAAGAUUGAGAAACAGAGGGACAUCCACAAACGGGCCAAUGAUGACCUGGCAGACGCUGGCCUAGAGAGGAUACAUUUAAGUUUCUACCUGACGAGCAUCUACGAUCACUCCAUCUUUGAAGCCUUCAGUAAAGUUGUGCAGAAGCUCAUUCCACAGCUGCCAACCCUGGAGAAUCUACUCAACAUUUUUAUAUCCAAUUCAGGGAUCGAAAAGGCUUUUCUGUUCGACGUGGUCAGCAAGAUUUACAUCGCCACAGACAGCAGUCCGGUAGACAUGCAGACGUAUGAGCUGUGCUGCGACAUGAUUGAUGUGGUCAUUGACAUCUCCUGUAUCUACGGUUUGAGUGGCGAUGAGGCCGGGUCUCCCUACGAUAAAGAGUCCAUGGCCAUCAUCCACUUGAACAACACGACGGUGAUGUACCUGAAAGAGGUCACGAAAUUUCUGGCCCUUGUCUGUUUCCUCAGGGAGGAGAGCUUUGAGAGGAAAGGGCUUAUUGACUACAACUUCCACUGUUUCAAGAAGGCCAUCGAGGAGGUGUUUGACGUGCGUUUGAAAGUUCAGAGAAGCCGCAAGCUUCUGAGCCAGAGGAGGUGGAGCAAACAGGCCGUGCCAAACGGGACCCACUCUCAGCACCACUGAAGACCUGCAGACACCAUCAGCAUCAUCACUAGGGGUGUUUACAAUACAUUGUGGCACAAUGCAGGAGCGUAAUGGUUGUGAAGAUGGGUUACAUCAGCAGCUUUUGUAUUAAAUUAUGUCACAGUUUGUAUACAUGCACUCAAUAAUCCGAUCAUAUUCAGAUUUCUGCAGUUAUCAGAUUAUUCAAAUGGACACUCUGGUUUCUUAGAUCAGAGUGAGGGCUAGAAGUCCGUUGGAAGAAAUCCGACAAAGGGAGAUGCGUUUUAGCUCAGGUAUCAGAUUUUUCAGUGCGGUAAACUCAGACUUAUUUCAGAUUUCUCCGGAAAUAAGCGAGCAGCAAAAACACUUUUGGAGUGAUGCUGAACCCAAAUACAUGCUUAAUGAAACGAAGGAUUUAAAUAAUCUUUAUUUUCUAGAUGAUGUUUGUUCAUAUUUUCAGGUAAAGUGGCACCAUGUUAAAAAAAAAAAGUUUUGUGUUACGUCACAUCCACUUCUGUGAGUUUAUUGGCUGAUUUGUAAAGCAGAAAUCUGAUUUACUGUCCGACUCACGCAGACCUGGAAUUUUCUCACUGUCUGACUACUCAAGUGCAUGUGCACACACUGAUCGACUGUCUGACAAAAUCUGAUUUUCUGCAGUUAUCGGAUUAUUAAGUGCAUGCAAAUGCGCUCCGUGUUUGAACACCAGAGGUCGCAGUCAACUCCGUGUUGCCCUCAGAUGCUCUGACCAUAGAGGCAUUCGAACAGCUUGAAAUUUAUUGCAUGUAAUAGUAGCCGCUUAAUUUUGGCUACGUUCACAUUACCAGGCUGAAGUGGCACAAAUCCGAUAUUUUUUGCCGUAAUGUGACACGGAUCUGAUAUUUCACAAAUCCGAUCUUUUUGAAUCUGACCUGAGCCCCGUUCGUAUGUCAUCCCAGAUCUGAUGCAUAUUUGAUUCAUUGGCCUUGUGACCUCAAUGAGUGCGUUUUCUGAUUUUGGGGGUUUUUUUUUCCCCCUGGGGUGCGGAAUCAUUCAGAGUUACAGUGUCAGCAGUGCCUAAUCUGAAGGAAGAGGCAGCAAAUGUGACACAUGUGAUUCAUUGAUUAUGAUGUCCACAUGCCGAUCAUCAUCACCGAUUGGUUAACAUUAUUGACGGAUUAGUAUCACUAACGAAAACUAAGUGUGAAAGAUCGUAUUAGAGAGAUCGGAUCUGAGCGAAGAAUCAGAUUUGCGGAAUGAGGCUUAUAAUGUGAAUGUAGCCUUUGGUUUCACUCUGAUUGGCUCUUCCCACUGCAGUUACAAUCUCAUUGGCUCUUCCCACUGCAGUUACAAUCUCAUUGGCUCUUCCCACUGCAGUUACAAUCUCAUUGGCUCUUCCCACUGCAGUUACAAUCUCAUUGGCUCUUCGCACUGCAGUUACACUCUCAUUGGCUCUUCACACUGCAGUUACACUCUUAUUGGCUCUUCACACUGCAGUUACACUCUCAUUGGCUCUUCACACUGCAGUUACACUCUCAUUGGCUCUUCACACUGCAGUUACACUCUCAUUGGCUCUUCACAUUUCAGUUACACUCAUUGGCUGUUCACACUGCAGUUACACUCUGAUUGACUGUCUACACUGCAGUUACGCUCUGACUGUCCACAUUGUUCUUACACUGUGACUGACUCUUCGCACUUGUUACGCUCUCAUUGGCUCUUCACACUGCAGUUACACUCAUUGGCUCUUCACACUGCAGUUACACUCUGAUUGGCUAGCUACGUUUCUGUUUCAGCCUGACUGGGUAUCCGCAUUUCAAUUCUUUGUCACAUUCGAAUAGCAUUGUUUAUUUCAGUGAAAAGAAAAAAAAAUCACACUGGAGUAGAUUCCAACAAAAUGCUCAGAAAGAGGUAUUUAUUUAAUUUUAGUCAAACCGCCAAACAGUCCCAUCUCUCCUCCAUGUUAAGACCUUCCCUCGUUUGUUCCCAGUGCCCCGUCCCAGAAAUUCAAAUGAACAGAACAGCAGGACUCAAUCACCCACAUCAACCAAUCACAAGCUUUCUAAUUGCUCUAUAAUGUAAGAAUGUAAAAUUGUGUACCCAGUAUCAGUCAUCAGGUCAUGAGUUGAGUGCAUCGUUACACCCCUGAUCAUCACAAUCAUCACCAUUGCCAAUCGUUACAGAGCAUGACGGUGAAGACCUCGGGGCAGGGCUACUCACUGCUCCGUAACAAUUCACGACAAACUAAGUCAAAACGUUUUGUGAACUAGAAGACGACAGAAGUAAAGAAAACAGACUGGGUAGAAAACGAGCUGUAUAUCUCUACAGGUGCUGAUGGCUUAAAGGAUCGGAGACGGGCCCAGACAGAGAGAGUGACGCCUUUAGCUUGUAAUAUAAUGUUUGAGGAAAGUUCUGGUUGUUGAAUGUUUAGAGUUGUAACUUUCUGCCAAAUGUCUGUCAUUUGCACAAAUCCCUGCUUUUUUAACAGAUUAACAGAUCAACACUGAAGUCAGUCGAAUCAGAUUUUCCUUUGCCUUUUAUGUAAUGAAAGCGUUUGUAAAAUAGUGUUACAGGAAAGUUACAGUGGGCAGAUGAAUGUGUUUUUUUGAAAGUUUGUGCGUGUUGACUUUGCUCAAAUCUGCAUUUUUAUACUUAAGAGAUCACGUUGACAUUUCAGAGCUUGACCUUUUUACACUAAAUGGCUUUAAUUGAGGAAAGUUAGAAUAUUAGUUAAUUGCUAAACCUUUUUUUUAUCCUUGCCUCUUAUAAUGAAAGAAAUGACAAGAAAAAUGUACAGACUCGUUACCUUAAUCAACAGCGUAGUUCAACUUCAGUUAUCUCUCAGCUGUAAAUGCAAGUUAGCAAAUGCACUAGAACCAAGCCGUUUAUACCUGCCAUUUGUUAGGCUGCUAACUUGCUGAAUAUUUAUUUAUUUAUAUUGUUAAUAAAUUGCAUUUAUUUAAAAAUA